Messenger RNA from Emiliania huxleyi CCMP1516, 886 nucleotides. RefSeq names its product light harvesting protein (gene Lhcf43). The record is from RefSeq and is a predicted model, not a curated record. Bases 19 to 684 code for a protein of 221 amino acids. Gene Ontology annotation, biological process: response to light stimulus; photosynthesis, light harvesting in photosystem I. NCBI's taxonomy places the organism in Eukaryota, Haptophyta, Isochrysidales, Noelaerhabdaceae. The transcript has 2 exons. Gene Ontology annotation, cellular component: membrane.
ACCUCUCCUUUCCUCACCAUGUCGCUCGCGUUCCUCUCCUCGCCGCUCUCGCUAGCCGGCCCCGCGCUCGUCGCAACCCCCAAGGUGUCGCCGCGCAUGGCCGUCGCGAUGCGCAAGAAGUCCGCCAAGAAGGACCCGCUCGCCGACGAGUUUGCGUUCGGCCUGCCCGGCGGCGACAACAUCCUCGGCAACUUCGAUCCCGCCGGCUUCCUCGAGGGCAAGAGCAAGGGCGAGGUCUACCGGCUGCGUGAGGCGGAGCUGGCGCACGGCCGCGUCGGCAUGCUCGCGGCGACCGGCUUCCUCGUGCAGGAGCGCUUCCACCCGCUCUUCUCCGGCGACGGCGGCCCGGCCAUUGACCAGAUCCCCCAGCUGCCCUUCUGGCUGUGGAUCGUCAUGACCAUCGGCAUCGGCAACGCAGAGCUCUACCGCAUCCGCGUGGGGUGGGCCAAGGUGGACCCCAAGACGGGCAAGGCGCCGUCCGCCCUCCGCCCAGACUACUACCCUGGCUACCUCAACUUUGACCCCCUCAACCUCGCGCCGGGCAACGAGAAGGACCUGCGCCUCAUGCAGGAGCGCGAGCUGUCGCACGGCCGCCUCGGCAUGAUCGCCGCUGCCGGCUUCCUGGCGCAGGAGGCGGUCACGGGCCAGACGUGGGGCGCGUACUGGGGCGACGCCUCCUUCUGAGCUGCCCCCGGCAGCGUGGCUCCUCCCUCUCCCCGUGAUACGUGUGCUGGACCGUUUACGUCGCUCUCCGGCUCUCUCUCUUCUCACUGUGUUGUCGCUCACUUCUUUGCUCGCUACUCGCGCGUUACUCACCCGGGCGGUGGCCCGGAGAGUCUCGAAUAUGGUUUUGUUUUUGGUUGUUAUGUGCACAAGCACUUUCGCU